Oreochromis aureus is the source of this 4008-nucleotide messenger RNA. RefSeq names its product TLE family member 2, transcriptional corepressor a (gene tle2a). Bases 534 to 2918 code for a protein of 794 amino acids. Gene Ontology annotation, biological process: regulation of DNA-templated transcription; negative regulation of canonical Wnt signaling pathway. The record is from RefSeq and is a predicted model, not a curated record. The transcript has 20 exons. Gene Ontology annotation, molecular function: transcription corepressor activity; protein binding. Gene Ontology annotation, cellular component: nucleus; transcription regulator complex. Lineage: Eukaryota; Metazoa; Chordata; Actinopteri; Cichliformes; Cichlidae.
UGUUGUGUGUGAAAAGAGUGCAGGCCAACGAGCGAGACAAAAGAGGCUGCGGCUGCAUUCAGUGUGCUGGUGGUGUGUCCGUCUCCGAAGCCACAAGCGAACCACAUUUCCCCCAUUCCUUCUCUGGCGUUUUACGCUACAGACGGCGAAUAUAUAUAUUUAAAUAUAUAUUUAUCGAAGAGGAGGGAAACAAUUUGCCUCAGCGUAAUUGCUGGAAGCGUGAAGUUGAGGACUUGGAGGAGAGCUUCCUUGGACCGGGUGUUUCUCCCUCUCCUCCUCUCCCCGUCCUUACUACUCGUCGAGCGCGGUGCGGUGUGGGGUUGGAGAUAUAACCCAGAACAAAGGAGUCUUGAAGCGAGGAAUGAGCGAGUCGAGGCUAGCUUCACUAUUAUCUUUGAAAUCCGGCCAAAUGCCUCUGUGAGCCCAACAAUAGUACAUCGACUGCUCGUAUUUUUCGACGAAGCUUUCGGCACCGAAAAGGGGGGAAAAAGGACAAAAAAAUAAACGCAAAGACUCACAAGUCGGCGGCUACAAUGUUUCCCCAGAACCGACCACCGGCACCUCUACAGGCACCCCCGGGAUCCUCUGCGUCAGUGGUGGCAGCUGCGGCGGCGGCGGCGGCUGCAGCUUCGGGGACGCCCCAGUCACUGAAACUGACCUACCCAGAAACCUUGGACCGCAUCAAGGAGGAGUUUCAGUUCCUUCAGACCCAGUACCACAGUUUGAAACUGGAGUGUGAGAAACUGGCUACAGAGAAGACUGAAAUCCAGAGACACUAUGUUAUGUAUUACGAAAUGUCCUACGGCCUUAACAUUGAAAUGCACAAACAGACGGAGAUUGCCAAGCGGUUGAACGUGAUCUGUGCUCAGCUCAUCCCCUUCCUGUCACAGGAGCACCAACAACAGGUGGUCCAGGCCAUGGAACGCGCCAAACAGGUGACCAUGGGGGAGCUAAAUGCUUCGAUAGGGGUACGUGGGCUCCCCCCUCUGCCUCAUAGCCAGCAGCUUCAAGCUCAGCACCUUUCCCAGCACGCCCAGGGUUUGCCAGUGGGCCCACACCCAUCAGGACUGCCCCACCCCAGCCUGGCCCUCAGCAGCGGGUCCGGCCUCCUGGCCUUGUCUGGCGCUUUGGGUGCCCAGCUCGCUGCCAAGGAUGAGAGAGCUCACCUCGAGGCAGCCGCUGCCGCCGCCGCCGCUGCCGAGCAUCACCGAGAUCGUGAAGCAGGACCAAGCUCUCUGUCCAAUGGGGAUAAGGGUCGCCCAGCAGACUACCUCAGCAACGGCAAGAAGAGGAAAGCUGAUGAGAAGGAGUUCAUGACAGACUAUGGCAGCGAUGCGGAUAAGAGUGAUGAUAAUUUGGUAGUAGAUGAGGAUCCAUCGUCACCCCGCAGUGUGCAGUCCUACUCUUCCCGGGAAAAUGGUUUGGACAAAAUCCCACCGUCCCGUAAGGAAGGUCCCCCGCAGGCCAGCCCCACCUCCCUGGCCUCAUCCAGCAGUGCCACCUCCCCAUCCCGUGGCAAAGAGCCCCCACAGAGAGAGAAAUCCAGCACUCCAGGUAUGAAGCCAGGGACCCCGAUGUCUCAGGAGUCCAAUACCCCAGGACCAAGCGGACCCCCGCAGUUCAGACCUGUCCCCGGCAAGCCUGGCGUCGACCCCCUCGCUCUUGGUCUGAGAAACCCCCUGGCGGUGCAGGGAGCGUACCCACCGGGGGCUUUUGGCCUACCCCCUCCAGGGGUGAAUGGGGACCUGCCCGGGGCUGCGGGCUAUGGCGCUGGUCUCCACUUGGUCUCCCCCCAAAUGAAUGGAGCUGCAGCAGCGGCGGCAGCAGCUGCCGCAGGCUAUGGACGGUCCCCCGUGGUGGGCUAUGAGUCUCCACACCCACACAUGAGGGUCCCUGGGCUGCCUGCCAGCUUGCAGUCUGCUGCCUCCGGGAAACCCGCCUACUCCUUCCAUGUGAGCGCUGACGGUCAGAUGCAGCCCGUGCCCUUUCCCCCUGACGCCCUGCUCGGACCGGGCAUUCCUCGUCACGCCCGUCAGAUCCACACCCUGAGCCACGGGGAGGUGGUGUGCGCCGUCACCAUCAGCACCUCGACGCGUCACGUGUACACCGGAGGGAAGGGCUGCGUCAAGGUGUGGGACAUCAGCCAACCAGGAAGCAAGAGCCCCAUGGCCCAGCUGGACUGUCUGAACAGGGAUAACUACAUCCGAUCCUGCAAGCUGCUCUCUGACGGUCGAACCUUGAUUGUCGGAGGAGAGGCCAGCACGCUGUCAAUCUGGGAUCUGGCCACUCCUACUCCUCGCAUCAAGGCGGAGCUGACGUCAUCUGCUCCCGCCUGCUACGCCCUGGCCAUCUCGCCCGACAACAAGGUCUGCUUUUCCUGCUGCAGCGACGGCAACAUCGUCGUCUGGGACCUUCACAACCAGACGCUGGUUAGGCAGUUCCAGGGCCACACGGAUGGAGCGAGCUGCAUCGAUAUCUCCAACGACGGCACCAAGCUGUGGACAGGAGGGCUGGACAACACAGUCCGCUGCUGGGACCUCCGAGAGGGACGCCAGCUUCAGCAGCAUGACUUCACCUCGCAGAUCUUCUCUCUGGGCUACUGUCCGACAGGCGAGUGGCUGGCUGUGGGAAUGGAGAGCAGUAAUGUGGAAGUUCUGCAUGUCUCCAAACCUGACAAGUACCAGCUGCACCUUCACGAAAGCUGCGUUCUCUCCCUCAAGUUUGCCUACUGUGGUAAAUGGUUCGUGAGCACAGGCAAAGAUAACCUCCUGAAUGCAUGGAGGACACCUUAUGGAUCCAGCAUAUUCCAGUCUAAGGAGUCGUCGUCGGUUCUCAGCUGCGACAUUUCCCCCGACGACCAGUUCAUCGUCACUGGCUCCGGGGACAAGAAAGCCACAGUCUACGAAGUUAUGUACUGAACUCUGAUUGGCUCCAAAAAAGCAAACUAAUAAUCAGGGGGCGGGGCCAAGGCUCCCUCCUGCAGCAUUGACUGUACAGAGCGUUGGUGGCAUGGAAAGCAAGAGACACUCAACUUGUACUUUUGUUGUUUUGGUUAUGUUUGUGAAAGAAAAGAAAGCGAAGCAAAAAGACACAAAGUCACAUCUCUGGAAAAAAGAAAAAAACUGAUUUUAAUGCUCUGAGAAUGCUGGUUAGUCUAUAGCUGCGCAACUGUGGGAUUCCUCCAAAGAACUUUUUUGUUUUUGUUUCCUUUUUUGUCCCUUUUUUAAAAAACAAACAAAAUGAAACCUCUGUAGUGAACAAGAAAUUAGGAAAAAAAUAUUUUUUUAGCCUUUGAAUUUUACGCAAGCAGUCGGAUGGCAUUGAGUGGAGGAACAAAAGACAAAGGUGUGGGACUGAGAACACGUGGGGGAGGGUUCAGAAAACCCUUAAUGGAAAAAUACAGUCCAUAUUCUGUGCUGUGUACAAAGUCCAAGCCUGAGUCAGCUUGGCCUCGUUCGGCCCGGUCCGGUCCAGCUCUGUCCACCGCACGAAGCCACUCCUCGGGGCAGCAGAUGCAUGGCAGAUGGCGAGACGAUGUGGCGUGAGGUUCCAGCUAUUUUCUUUUCCUCCUGGUUAAGUUUAAGCAGCAACACGAUUGUAUCAUCUCUAGUGCAUACAUGACAAGAACAAGGCUCGGUCCUCUGAGGUGUCCUGAGACUCACAUUGUCUUUGUUGUUUUACUGUUUUUUUUCCUCCUGUUUCUUUCCAAAAGAACAAAGACAAACGUGUUCUGAAGAUGUUUGAUAGAAACCAAAAUCAGACGGAAGACAAAGCUCAAACAAGUACUCUCCAAUAUCGGGACAUGGCCUCGGCAUCAUCGACACUCAAACACUCAGCAUUAAGUGUGGUUUUUUUUUUAAUUUUUUUUAUUUUAAAUGUAUUUGUUAGGGCACAUAAAGACAGACAGACAGGUAGUUUCACAGCUGCAUCAUGAACUUGAACCUUGCUAUAUAUGGACAUGUAAAUAAAGUUCUCUAAAGGCAAACAAAGAUGUAAUCUGUGACUGUG